CUAAAAUUUUGUUAUUGUUUUUCUUUUCGAACUUUUUUUUAAGUUAUAGCCAUGAAAUGGCAUCGUUCAAUGAAAAGGAAGAUGAAACAGAGGAUGAUGUCCAUUCUCCUUUACUGAAGAAAAACGGUAGGCCUAAAUACAGCUAUCAGAAACAAGAGGAAAAUGAAUCCUUUCCCAAGAUAACGGUAGAAUCAGUAGAAAAAGAAGAUAAUGAGAUUUCAAGAGUUAUCUUACCUGAUGUUCCUGAAGAACAGGAGGAAAAUGGUACGCUCAACAACAAUGCAUAUAAACGUUACGAGAAUGUGGAGGAUUGGAGAAUGUCAUCCCUGGAUAAUAUCCAUGCUGGUUUACCAAGUGUCAAGAUAAGAAAGAAAAAAGCAAGUAAUCUGAAAUUAGACCAGAGAAGAACAAUACGUCAGCAUGAUAAAGUUUAUUGUCGUAUUUCAAAGCCACCAGAACAACCACCACCUCUACGUGAAAGAAGACAAAGAUUAUAUAGAAGACAGAAAUCAGUCAGAGAAAACAUUGGUAGUUUUGUCACAUCUUUCAGAAAUGCCACUUUUCGAGCAUACAGGACAAUAAAAGAUAAAAAACCACCAAAGAAAUGGGAAAGAUUCAAAAUGAAAUUAGAAGAAUAUAAAGAAAAAUUGACCUUGUGGAAAACUUCUAUAAAAGAGGUAGAAGGACGAUAUGGAAUGGCAAUCAUGACCUACUUUAAAUUCAUCCGUUGGUUAUUUUUCCUGAACAUCUACCUUUCCGUUAUCAUGUUAGCUGUUGUCAUUGUACCUGGAAGUUUAAUGUUACCAUAUGAAUUUGAAGAAUCUCUUACUGUCAAUAAUCAGACAGAGUAUAAAAAAACAAUGACAUGUUCUGAAAAGUAUAAAACUUAUAUCGAUGGUUUUACACGGAAGCUAACAACAGUUGACAAGAUAUUGGAUUUCUUAGAAGGAACUGGUUGGAUGGAAACAAAAGUCUUAUUUUAUGGAGCAUACUUCAACAAGACAACAUUUAAAAAAUUCAGUUCAAAGAAACAUAAGUCAAUCAAUAUAAAAAUACCAACAACAAAAAGGCCUAAAAGAGAUAUUGGAGAUGUCCUAGAAAAAGAAGCUAUAGUGCAUUAUACCAUAGAAGGGGAGGGGGAAGGCAACGAAUCAAAGAAGUCUAAUACGACAGAAGAAGAAAGUGAAUAUGAGCUGAAUUAUAAUAUGGGUGUGGCUUAUAUUUCUGCUGUUGGUGUAUGUCUUAUCAUUAGUUUUGUCAAAGUUGUAAGAAACUCAGCUAAGAAUAUGAAAGCCUCCUAUGGCAGAGAAGGAAAGCCAGCCAAGUACAGUAGUCGUGUGUGGGCAGGAUGGGACUUCUGUAUUUGCAAGGAGAAACAUGCAAAAUCUAAAAUGGCCAGUAUCAGAACAGAUCUGAUUGCAGAAAUGCUUGAUACUAAAAAGAAGGACCUAUGGAAAAGUAGAUCUUUAUCAGAUAAACUGAUGGUAUAUGGUUUAAGAAUAGUCAUCAAUGUGUUGAUCACAAUCUUACUAGGACUCAGCUUAGCUGCUAUAUAUAAAGUUACAGAGCAGAUGAUGCAGUUGAAUUCAGAUUACCAGUCUAAGUUAAACAGUUUGAUGAUCAGCUUUGCACCAUACCUAACAAUUACUGUACUGAAUUUUAUUGUACCUAAAGUAUGCUGGAGACUGACGCUAUAUGAAAGCUACCUCCAUGAAACUGAGAUCAAAAUGUCUAUAACAAGAGCCAUUCUGUUGAGAUUAGCAUCACCCAUGGUUCUGUUAGCAUCUAUAUAUGUAGAAAUAAUAAAUGUGGACACACCUCCUGUAUGUGGAAAUAAAAGAUGGCAAGACAGUUCCUCUGGACUUACUAAGAAAAUUGUAAUAAAGUGUUGGGAGAACUACAUAGGACAACAGUUAUACAGAUUAGCUCUUAUGGAUUUGAUUGUUACCACUUUUGUUAUAUUUUGUGGAAAUUUUCCUAGAAAGUUGAUCUAUGACAGAUGGAAAAGCUUUAGAAUUGUAAAGUUUUUAGGAGAACAAGAAUUUGAUUUACCAAGAAACGUUGUUGAUUUAGUCUAUUCUCAGUAUUUAUGUUGGUUGGGGAUGAUUUUCUGUCCAUGGAUACCUUUGAUGACAGCUCUUAAAUGUUUUAUUUUAUUUUAUUUGAAAAAGUUAACAUUAGUACAUAAUUGUCGUCCAGAAGACCGUCCAUACAGGACAUCCCGGUCAAUAUCAUUGUUUAUGACGGUACUAUUGUGGUCGUAUAUGUUAGCUGUGGUACCAUUAGUAUAUGUUAUCAAAUCAUUACAACCAAGCCAAAGUUGUGGACCCUACAGACUUUACAAUGGAGAGUCUACAGUUAUAUUUGAUUCCAUUAGAUUUCAAGUCAACACAUGGCCAAGUUGGAUUCAAAAUAUUCUUUCCUAUUUGUUAAGUGUUGGUUUUUGGUCCAUUGUUAUUGCAAUACUGAUAGUAGGGUGUACUUCUUCCUGGAUAAUAUUUGUCAAUGGUUUAAAGACGAAACAAAAAUAUCUGUCAAAUGAGUUAUAUUGGGAAGCUAAAGAUAAAAACUAUUUAAUAAGAUUGUUAAAGGAAGAGAAAGAUACAGUAGAAACUCUCUAUGAACAGUAUGCUGCAUUAGGGAAACAAGAAUCUAAUUGUUGAUAGUGAAACCUCUAUGAACAAUAUGCUGCAAUAGGGAAACGAGAAUCUAAUUGUUGAUAGUGAAACCUCUGAAUGAACAGUAUGCAGCUAUAAGGAAAAGAGAAUCUAAUUAUUGAUAAUGAAACCUCUACGAACAGUAUGCUGCAAUACGGAAACAAGAAUCUAAUUGUUGAUACCAAAACCUCUACGAACAAUAUGAGGUAAUAGGGAAACUCGAAUCUAAUUGUUGAUACCAAAACCUCCCUACAAACAGUAUACAGGAAUACAGAAUCUAAUUGUUGAUAGUGAAACCUCUUUUAACAAUAUGAGGCAAUAGGAAAACAAGAAUCUAAUUGUUGAUUAUGAAACCUCCCUAGGAACAGUAUGCAGCUAUAGGGAAUUGAGAAUCUGAUUGUUGGUGGGGAAACCUCUCUACAAAACAAUACUGAGCAAUAGGGAAUAGAGAAACAAAUUGUAGACAUUGAAACGUCUUUAAGAACAGUAUUCAGUAAUAUGGAAUUUGAAAUCUUAUUGUUGAUAAUCAGAGCUCUCUGUUUAAAUCAUUCAGCAUUAUUUACCCACGGGGGGGUCUCUUCCUAUAUAAAGGUAUAUACAUAUGUGCCACUGGAAUGGGUCCCUUUUUUGAUCCGUCAAAUAUAUCAAUGGGGUGCAAUUUUACCGAGGAAAUAUAUCAAUAGGUAGUAAUUGACCGAUUGUGAUAUAUCUAAUGACUAUUUGAGCUGAUAAAUAUAUGAAUGGGUUAUGAUUUCGCUGUGAAAUAUAUGUAUAGGUAGGGAUUUCACAAUUAUUCAAUAUAUGAAUGGGGGGUGUUUUUAAAAUCCCAGCUGCACACCUGUACCCAAAAUCCCAUGUUGAGUCCCCCCCGUGUAUUUACCCAUCCACAGUUCAAGUUCCUAUUGCAGUCUACAGAAUGUACCAGUAGAACACAAGCAUUGAAAAUUUGACUAUAACAUUAAAUAAAAACUUCACAAGUUAUUAAGAAUGUUGAAAAACCUCUUCAAAGUGAUGGGAGCAUGCUUUAUUAGUAUAAAGCUUUUAAUUACAGUCAGCAAGAUUUUUAUGAACUUACUAUUUAUUAAAUAAAUUGAUUUAGAUAACUUAUAUAUACAUGUUGAGGCUUAAAGUGUUUUUUGGAACUACCAUAUUUUGUGAUACAACUGCAUUAUUAUGUUAUGGUGCUUUAGAGAUGUUGUAACAGUGGUACUUCUUAUAAGGUUUGACAUUACAAAAGAGGGUCUUUGGAACUGGUUAUAACAGGAAAACUUCUAUGGAAAGAAGAUCUGCUUUGUUAUGUUUGUAUUUAUUGGGGAGGGGUUUGUAAUAUUUAUAUGUUUAUAGCUUCUUAUCUGGUAUUUUUACAUGAUUUUUGGGGAUUGUGUUAUCCUCCAUACAUAUAUUAAACAUAAUUUUUCCAAUAUUUAGUAAGGAAAGCUUUCUAAUGACAAAUGUGAACUAUUAGAUUUCAAUAGGUUUAAAAGUGCCAUAGAAGUCUUAUUUCUAUAGCACUUUUUGUAGAAUAGUGAUGAAAGGUUGUUUAAUUGUUAGUGACUCAACAAUGCUUUAAAUAUUGUUCAGUAUUAUUAAGAUCUGAUAUAGAUGUUGUUAUGGUUGUAUAUGUGAUAUUAAGAUAGAUGUUCUGAUUAUUGUAUAAGUGAUAUUAAGAUAUAGUCAAAUAUUUAUUUAUAAACUAAAUAUACAUUGUGUUGCAUUGAUAUAAGAGAUGACUGUUCCUUAUAUUUUGCUUGGUUUUUUUUGCUUGUUUUUAUUAUUAUCAAUUACUGAAGAUAUUUAUUUAAAAUACUUUUUUGCUUCUUUUUUUUAGAAGUUUUUUCUUUUUCAAGUAAAUGAAUUUUUCAGUUUCUCCUUUAAGACAAAUUCAUUAUCCUUGGUGUUCUGAUAGCGCUUACCUGGAUGUGAAUAGUUGACCUUGUUCACUCUUGUGAUAUUUUUGUUGAGUAACUUCUAAAAGUCAUUAAUUUACCAUACUAAUGCAACAACAUUUGUAACUUUCAUUUUGAUUAGAUAACAUCACUUAUUUACAUGGCUUCAUUGACAACUGAUGCUAUGGGACGUAUGCGCAAGUGCAGACCGCAUAUGCCAGAUUUUAAAUACAUGCUUUAACAUUGUUUUCUGUCAGUUUCAUUAGAAUGGAGAUCACAAUAUUGUAUUUUAAGCUCCGAUGGCAUCAAUUAUUGGGGAUUUGAUGGUAGCAAAUAACCGUUUAUUGUCUCUGCUAACACGUCGCCAGUCAACUUAAGUUGCGACCUAAUCACCAAUUGAAUGCCGUCAGAGCUUAAAAUACAAUACAGUUAUCUCCUAAUUGUAAGUCUGGUGCUAGAAGUUGUCAGUUGCUUGUUGAAAAUUGUUUUACUGUGUUUUACCAUGCAGAACAGCUACAGAAAGAGGCAUUAAAAGGCAUUAAAAAAAUAAUGUGAAACAUAUUAAAUGACAAGUGCUUUUUUAUUCAUGAUUUUUUAACUGACUUUGUUAUUAUACACCUAUUCUAGAAGUUGGCACUAUUCUACAUUGUCCAUCUGUUUAUCCAACAAAUAUUUCUAUCACACUUUCUAAGGAUCUAAUGAACAGAGUGACUUCUUUGUUCAGCAGCUUGGCAUGGAUAAGUUAUAAGGUGACAUAUCUGACAU
Molecule: messenger RNA, 5308 nt
Organism: Mytilus trossulus (common blue mussel)
Lineage: Eukaryota; Metazoa; Mollusca; Bivalvia; Mytilida; Mytilidae
Product: transmembrane channel-like protein 7
Exons: 17
Coding region: 57-2663 (868 amino acids)
Cellular component (GO): plasma membrane
Molecular function (GO): mechanosensitive monoatomic ion channel activity
Source: RefSeq, a predicted model, not a curated record